AUGAAAGUCAAAAUUCAGACAAACAGACCCUAGAAAUCGUGGAUCGGAGAUGACGAGCACCAACGGCACAACCACCGUCACCAAAAACCAAAAGAAAGCCAAUUUAUUAGAUCAUCACUCCAUCAAACACUUACUUGAUGAAUCUGUAUCUGAGAUCGUAAAAAGCCGUGGUUACAGUGAAGAUGUGAGGAUGAGUAAUAUCAGAUUGUUGAUUGGUUCCAUCAUUAUUAUCAUUGCCUUGUUUGCUCAGUUUUACAACAAGAAGUUCCCCGAAAAUAAGAAUUAUCUUAUCGCCUGCAUUGCAUUGUAUGUGAUAUUUAAUGGGAUAUUGCACCUGGUUAUCUACACCAAGGAAAAGAAUGCAUUUAUGUUUACUUAUCCUCCCCCUGGAUCGGUUUACAACAACACUGGCUUGAUGAUCUCUUCAAAGUUGCCCAGAUUCUCUGAUAUGUACACCCUUACAAUAGCCAGUGCAGAUGCCAAAUCUAUUUCUGCUAAGCCAACGGUGGAGUUCACCAAAAGCGUCACAGAAUGGUUCACAAAAGAUGGAGUGUUGGUGGAAGGUCUGUUCUGGAAAGAUGUUGAGGAUCUAGUAAAUGAUUAUUCCAAAGAACAUAAGAAAACUAAAUGAAUUUAAUAUAUAAAAAUCAAGACAGGUAUAAGGAGAAUGUCUGAGACAUAGAGCAGUAGUUUGGGCUAAUGGUGUUUUACCAACAAAGCGAUCAUUCUUAAUUUAUUGGAUUUGGAACUUAUAUCAUUUGAUAAAAAAAAACCCUCAUCUUA
Molecule: messenger RNA, 783 nt
Organism: Erigeron canadensis
Lineage: Eukaryota; Viridiplantae; Streptophyta; Magnoliopsida; Asterales; Asteraceae
Product: probable signal peptidase complex subunit 2
Exons: 5
Coding region: 50-631 (193 amino acids)
Biological process (GO): protein targeting to ER
Cellular component (GO): signal peptidase complex; membrane
Source: RefSeq, a predicted model, not a curated record